AUGUCCCUUCCGCCACCUCCAGGUCUCGGCCAGAAACCCUCGUCGCUUCCGCCGCGGCCCCCGUCCUCGUCGACUACAGACCCGUCCUCCUUCAAGCCUGCGUAUUCUGCAGCGCCGUCAUAUUCUUCGUCCGGUACCAGCAGUGGGUAUGGCGGGAAUACCCCUCGUUCGGGCUAUAGCAAUACCUUCACGGCCUUCCAGCCCCGUUCGGUAGCUUCCAACCAACCCUACCGUACCAGUAGUCCCGCCGUUUCUGCACCCCCAGGCUCAUCGGCUGGGUAUCCCGCCGCUCCUCCGACCACGAGCUACGGUGGUGGUGCUGGUGGUGGCGGUGGUGCCACCGGCUACCGACAGUCGCAACAAUCCUACCCGGGAGCCCCCUCAUAUUAUGGCCAGUCGCAAUACAACAAUGGUGGUAACUACGGAUCUACGGUCCCCCAGAUCCAGAACCCUUUUGCUCCCCCCACGGGAUCGGAGCAGCGGCCGAGCGGCGGCUAUGGUGGUGGCCGAGGAAGGAACACUAACUACCGCAACGAGUCUGGUCUCGACCCAGAAACGGAGGCGCAGAUUGCGCAAUGGCAGAGUGCCUACGCAUCAAAAGAGGAGACUGCGAUGAUGGGUCAUCAUCAUCAUCAGCAUCAGCAUCAUCAAAGGGGUCCCGGACGACGCGAUGGACUUCUCCAGCCCGGCGCGGGGCCUACUACGACAGGAACCAAUACACCCACCCCGGCGGGCAGCAACACCCCCGUGCCCGUCCCCGGCCCGGCCCCGACGAACACAACUGAUAGCAAGACCGUUGUCCGAUCCGGGGGUGGCCAGACAUGGACCGACUCCACGCUGCUGGAAUGGGAUCCGGCGCACUUCCGGCUCUUUGUGGGGAACCUCGCCGGCGAGGUGACCGACGACUCGUUGCUCAAGGCUUUCACCAAGUACACGUCUGUGCAGAAGGCGCGGGUGAUCCGCGACAAGCGCACGCAGAAGAGCAAAGGGUUUGGCUUUGUCAGUUUCAGUGACGGCGACGACUACUUCAAGGCCGCCCGCGAGAUGCAGGGCAAAUAUAUCGGCUCGCAUCCUAUCCUCCUCCGCCGGGCCACGACGGAGGUGCGCCCCUCGUCAGGAGCGGGAGGCAAGGGAGGGAGGAAACACGGCGGUGGUCGAGCCGGCGCCGGCGCUGGUGCUGGCGGCGGUGGAGGAGGAGGAGGAGGAGGAGCACCAGGCAGCGGCAGUGGUAAGACCAAGCCGGAUGGAGUGAAGAAACCCGGCAAGACUAAAGGCGGGUUGAAGCUAUUAGGAUGA
This is a messenger RNA of Penicilliopsis zonata CBS 506.65, 1296 nucleotides long. RefSeq lists its product as hypothetical. Gene Ontology annotation, molecular function: mRNA binding. Lineage: Eukaryota; Fungi; Ascomycota; Eurotiomycetes; Eurotiales; Aspergillaceae. Bases 1 to 1296 code for a protein of 431 amino acids. The record is from RefSeq and is a predicted model, not a curated record. The transcript has a single exon.